AUGGAAUUGGCCGAAGCCGCCGAGUUUGACGUUUACAGCAAGUACGCGCACGAUGUCACGUCGCCAACGUGUCGCGACACGCUGCACAACUUGCUCUCGCGGCCGCAGGUGAACAGCGCUCUAGUCACAGCCGGGCAGGGCAUGCCGCUCGCCCUAAAAUAUUACCUACCCGCCCUUCUGACUGGUCCAAUUCGUCACUGCUUCUCCUACCUAGACUACAUUAAGGUGCUACGAGGGUUAUCGGAAUCUCCGGAGGAUCGGGAAACGUUGACGCAGGUCGAGGGACUGCUGACCCCGUUACAAUUAGAGCUCGGCCAGUGCGUUUCGUUUCAGUCGCUGCAACGUUCGAGCGUCGUGUCGAACUACGGGACGAGGUCGCGCCGUCAAACCGCCUUAGACAAAAUACACGAGCUUCAGCGAAUAGUCGAAAAUUGGGACGCGAAGGAUACGGGGCAGUGUUGCAAUGAGUUCGUCCGAGAGGACAUUCUCAUGAAGGUCAGUUCGGGGAAGCGCCUGACCGAGAGGCGGGUGUUUCUCUUCGACGGAUUAAUGAUCUUGUGCAAGCCGAACUCGCGACGUCAAAGCUCGGUGCACCAGAGCCAUCCCGAGUGUCGCAUUAAGGAGCGCUUCUUCAUACGCAAGGUCGAAAUAGUCGAUCACGUCGACACCGACGAGAUGCGGAACGCGUUCGAGAUCUCGCCCCGCAUUCAGCCGGCGGUUACGUUGUGCACGAAGAACUCCGAGGAGAAGAACGUCUGGAUGGCCGAUCUGGUGAUGAUCAACACGCGCGCGAUGCUCGAUCGAAUUUUGGACAGCAUACUGCUGGACAUGGAGCGAAAGCAUCCGCUUCGGCUGCCCUCGCCCGAGAUAUACAAGUUUGCCGAGCCCGACUCGAAGGACAACAUCAUCUUGGAACAGCGCGAGAACGGCGGCGUGCCUUUAAUCAAGGGGGCGACCCUGUACAAACUAGUCGAACGAUUAACCUACCACAUUUACGCCGAUCCCAAGUUCGUCCGGACGUUUCUGACGACGUAUCGGAGCUUCUGCGCGCCCUCCGAACUGCUGGACCUGCUAAUCGAGAGGUUCAACAUACCGGACCCGUCGUUGGUUUACGAAAUGGACUGCUCCGACACGGACAAGAUGCAGAAGAACUCGCAGCGCGAGGAUUGGAAGCGCUAUCGGAAGGAGUACUGUCAACCCGUACAGUUUAGGGUGUUAAACGUUCUACGCCACUGGGUCGACCAUCACUUCUACGAUUUCGAAAGGGAUCCGUCACUUUUGGAGAAGCUGCAUACUUUUUUAGAGUCCGUUACGGGUAAAAGUAUGCGAAAGUGGGUCGACAGCGUUUUGAAAAUUUUACAAAGAAAGACUGAACCCGAUUUACAAAGGCACAUAAAGUUCGCGUUCGACGAGCCUCCGCCGCCGAUCGAAUGGCACCAUUCGGUAACCGAGGAGGACUACGGAAUUCUGACACUGCAUCCCGUCGAAAUCGCGCGGCAGCUAACGCUAUUGGAAUUCGAGAUCUACCGAACGAUAAAGCCGAGCGAACUGGUCGGCUCGGUUUGGACGAAGAAAGACAAGGAGAUCACCAGUCCGAACCUGUUGCGCAUGAUGAAGCACACGACGAUCGUGACGCGCUGGUUGGAGAAGAAUAUCGUCGAGGCCGAGAACUUCGAGGAGCGCACGGCGAUACUUAGUCGGAUCGUCGAGAUCAUGACCGUAUUGCAGGAGUUGAACAAUUUCAACGCGGUGCUGGCGUUCGUUUCGGCUUUGGGAUCGGCGUCCGUUCAUAGACUGAAAUUUACAUUUAAUAGUUUACCUCAGAAUCUGAAAAAAAUAUUGGAGGAGUGGCGAACGGACGAUCACUUAAAACGUUACCAGGAAAAGUUGAGAUCGAUCAAUCCCCCUUGCGUCCCCUUUUUAGGCAUGUAUCUAACCAACAUUUUGCAUUUAGAAGAAGGCAAUCCGGAUUUUUUACCCAACACCCAGUUGAUCAACUUCUUCAAGCGUCGAAAAGUCGCCGAUAUCACGGGGGAAAUCCAGCAGUACCAAAACCAGCCGUACUGCUACAACGUCGAGCCAAAAAUUAAGAUGUUCUUGGAGACGUUGAGCCCUUUCGGCGACAUGACCGAUACCGAUAUCAGCAAUUAUUUGUAUAGUAAGUCGAUCGAAAUAGAGCCACGGGGUUGUAAGCAAGUUCCUAAGUUCGGACGGAAAUGGCCGGGGUUGAGCCUGCGCAGUCCGGGCACGAAGACAAAGUCCUCGCGCCAGGUGCCGCCUUCGUCCAUCGCGCAUAAUCAACAGAUACUGAAGUCUGAGGCUAAGGAGGACAAUUCGAAGACGGAGGAUUUCAGCGUCUUUGCGCAGGUGCAAUUC
This is a messenger RNA of Photinus pyralis (common eastern firefly), 2376 nucleotides long. Its product is annotated as protein son of sevenless-like. The annotation marks the transcript as partial. Gene Ontology annotation, cellular component: plasma membrane. The transcript is spliced from 9 exons. Lineage: Eukaryota; Metazoa; Arthropoda; Insecta; Coleoptera; Lampyridae. The record is from RefSeq and is a predicted model, not a curated record. Gene Ontology annotation, biological process: positive regulation of GTPase activity; Ras protein signal transduction. Gene Ontology annotation, molecular function: guanyl-nucleotide exchange factor activity.